Messenger RNA from Trichosporon asahii var. asahii CBS 2479, 114 nucleotides. NCBI's taxonomy places the organism in Eukaryota, Fungi, Basidiomycota, Tremellomycetes, Trichosporonales, Trichosporonaceae. The record is from the annotation of a RefSeq genome assembly.
AUGAUACUUCUUAAUUUAUUAGAUUUUAAAAAUCGCAUAAUUAUGAUUAUUUAUAUAAAUAUGUAUAAAUAUACAUAUCUUUAUAUCUAUUAUAUAGAUAUUCUCUUUAUAUAA